CAGUUGAACAUGAUAGUUAUUCUCGAUGCACCGACACGUUAAUUCCUGUGCAUGUACUUGUUUGACUUUUAGGAUGACCAUGAUACAAGUAGUAAUUAUUGAUGAACUGAUGCCCCGUGGUUGGUGAGUCAGCACGAUCUGGUCCGCGGGUUGAUGUCGAGAGUUUUCGGUCGGCAGAGCUGGUUGAUGAGGUCGAUGAUGCCCGCCAGACAGGAUGCUGGUGUCGGGAUGUUGAUUGGUAUCUCUCAGUCGGGAUGGUCGCGUCUCGGGGGGUGGUCGCUCUCCUGCACAAAAGGCUCUCGUCGGGUGGUUACUGACUUUGGUCCCUCAACGAAUGUUUCCAUCCCAGUUCCUUCAGAAUUUGGCACAUUCUCUCGUCUGAGGACCAUGCAAUUUGUUGGAACAGAGAGACCUUGGCUAAAUCUAUAUGGGAAUAGGGUCCGGCCUGUUGCUCCCUUUGGAAGUGUCAGCAGUACACCUUUCACUGAUCCUUCUCUGAUACAUCGAUGUUUGCCAGAUGAGUUGCUCUUGGAGGUUUUCUCAAGAAUGAAUCCCUACACUUUAGGGAGGGCGGCCUGCGUUUGUCGCAAAUGGAGGUACGCUAUUCGGAAUCCCAACUUGUGGCGCAAUGCAUGCCUGAAAAUUUGGCAGGCUUCUGGAGUGGAGACAAACUACAGAAUUGUCCAGUCUCUCUAUGAUGGUUCUUGGAGGAAAAUGUGGGUCUGGAGACCAAGGAUUCGAAAUGAUGGUCUCUACGUUAGCCGGAAUACCUACAUUCGUACAGGGGUUGCAGAGUGGAAAGUUACAAAUCCUGUCCAUGUGGUUUGUUACUACCGUUACUUGAGAUUUUAUCCAAGUGGGAAGUUCCUCUACAAGAUCUCUUCACAAAAAGUUAAAGACGUGGUUAAAUGCAUGAAUCGUGCAUCUAAAGCUGACUGUGUCUUCAAAGGUGACUAUAUCUUAACUGAAGAUCAGGUAGAAACUGCUCUCUUAUACCCAGGCUUGCGUUAUACUUUGCUGAGAAUGCGACUUAGGCUCAGAGGUACAACUCUAGGGGCAAACAAUCGGCUAGAUGUCUUGAAGCUCGUUACAACUGGUGUAAAUGAAAGUGAAGUAAGAAACCAUGGAGAUGACAUGCUUGGAAUCGUGGAAGGUUGGGAAGAGGAUGAGACACAUGAUCCAGAUGUGCCUGCUAUAUCCCACGGAAGGGGUUUGACACCGUUUGUGUUUGUUUCAUUUGAAGAGGCUGAAACGUCGGUGUUGAAUCUUCCUGUGGACAAGAUGGAUUACUUCGUACCUGGCUAGCAUUCAGAUACUGCUAUGUGCAUACUACUACUACAUAUUGCCUUUUGCUAUUCAUCAUUUGUGGUUUCCAUGUUGUUGGUCCUUUUUGUUUGUAAGUCAGCCUCUACUCCAUAACAUUGGAUUACUAUUUCCUUGGAUUGAUUAGGCUGCUUUUAACUUUGGGUGAUGGACUUUUGUUGGAGACAGUAAUAUGAUGAAUAGAAAUAUGUUGUAAAUAGGUUGUAGUCACAACUAUCGACUUGUUGCCUUUACAAUCUCUCCUGCGCAUGCUCUUUCUCCAGCUAUAAGAUCACUGUAAGUUGGCUUC
Messenger RNA from Musa acuminata AAA Group (dessert banana), 1612 nucleotides. RefSeq names its product F-box protein 7-like. Gene Ontology annotation, molecular function: protein binding. NCBI's taxonomy places the organism in Eukaryota, Viridiplantae, Streptophyta, Magnoliopsida, Zingiberales, Musaceae. Gene Ontology annotation, cellular component: cytoplasm; SCF ubiquitin ligase complex. The coding region runs from base 154 to 1305 and encodes 383 amino acids. Gene Ontology annotation, biological process: SCF-dependent proteasomal ubiquitin-dependent protein catabolic process. The transcript has 11 exons. The record is from RefSeq and is a predicted model, not a curated record.